AUGGCUGAUACAUCUAUUUCCCCUUCGUCUAUUGACGACAGUGAAAAGGGGGUAUUAGCAGGAAAACGAACUCAUGAUGAAAGACCUGCUACGAAGUUUACCCGGUGUCGGACGGGGUGUUUGCGGUGUAGGACUAGGAGGAGGAAGUGCGACGAGACUAAGCCCCGGUGUCGGAAUUGCAUCGAGAAGAACCUGGUUUGUCGCUAUGGUGUCCAGGUGACGUUUUUACCGAAGAAUACCUUCACCGUUGCGGAGGGGGAGCUGUGUACGAGUACGAAUAUGAAGAAGAUUGAGACAGAAGAGAGGGUUGUGCGGAGAGAAGAGCGGCAGAGGAAGGGGAGGUGGAGGUGGGUUAAGUUUGUGAAUGAGGAUCCUACGGUGGGUGGGGAUGAUGUUGUAGAUGAGGAUAGUAUGAGCGACGGUGUGAGGGCCUCGGGAGAUGAGACUGUGUUGGCUCCAUCUAGAAUUGGUUCUGAGGUCGAUAUUGGUGAUGAUGGCCUGCAUGGCUCUCCUGCUAUGCACUCUUCGUUGAUUGCCAAUAAGGCAUUCAGCGAUAGGGACAGAACCGCUGUACAUGGGCUUCUUGCUUUGGGAACAAGCGAUGGUGUCAAUAAUCAUAGGGCUGCUCAGGACAAAGGGUAUGGAAUGACUGGUUCUGAUUUUGUCUCAUCAGAGCUAGUGGCUAGUACACCUGCGGUGAUGAAGCAUGCUCCUAGCUUUGUGGGGUCUUCUGAGAGGCUGCCUUCAAGCAUAAGUGCCAAUCCUACAACAGAUACGGCAAAGCUGAAGCUGUUAUGUCACUACCGGUACCAUGUAGCACCAUGGCUCGAUAUCUGCGAUCUCACUCAACCAUUCGGUAUCACUGCUGUCCAGAUGACACUCAGCUCGGAGCCGCUCAUGACAGCUCUGCUGGGACUUUCCGAUGCUUGCGUUAUCCAUAAGAAUAUGGGGAACCAGCAAACGUCGUAUCUUAGCCGUAUAGAUCAGUGGACUCGUCCGCUGUGGUCAGAAAGCUUCACUUUAACUGCUGAGAAUGCUUUGGCGGCCGUGCUAGAAGAGACGAGAUGGCUUGUCACCGAUAUCGCUCAGACUUGGAAGAACAUGCAGAAACUCAGGACACGGAAUCUCGAGCUAUUGGCUCAUCAAGCGCUGGAUCCGGGUAUUGCGUCAUCUAUCUACUGGAUGUUCUUCCGCUUAGACUUGAGUGCAGCGCUCGCAAACGACAGACCAAUUGAAACACAACUUCCGAUGUUCCCGUUACCUAGCUUACUGGUCCUGUCGAAGAUAGAAGAAGUCCGGGAAAGAACCCGAGCGUAUGCCCAUGUCCUUCUCUGGCUGUGUGGGAAAGCUCUGAUGAUAUAUCACCCGGAGACCAUCCCCGGCCAGUUUGCAGCUCCACAACAGCUACCUGAUAGCUGGCUAGAUGUUUUUGAUGCAAUUGAGCAAUGGUACCAUCUGCGGCCACACGAAUUCCAACCUAUGGUAGAUUUGGGUGUUGAUGAUCAACUUGCCCAGGCCGAAAGUGGAUUUCCGCUGCUGCUAUUCGCAAACGGGACGGGUGCCUUCUGCAAUCAGUUGUACCAUACUGCCAUGCUACUUUUGCUGCAGUCGUAUCUGUGGCAUCGCACUGAAUAA
Aspergillus tubingensis is the source of this 1635-nucleotide messenger RNA. RefSeq names its product Zn(II)2Cys6 transcription factor domain-containing protein. Lineage: Eukaryota; Fungi; Ascomycota; Eurotiomycetes; Eurotiales; Aspergillaceae. Bases 1 to 1635 code for a protein of 544 amino acids. Gene Ontology annotation, biological process: positive regulation of transcription by RNA polymerase II. The transcript is spliced from 6 exons. Gene Ontology annotation, molecular function: zinc ion binding; DNA-binding transcription factor activity, RNA polymerase II-specific; transcription cis-regulatory region binding. The record is from RefSeq and is a predicted model, not a curated record. Gene Ontology annotation, cellular component: nucleus.